Molecule: messenger RNA, 1992 nt
Organism: Mauremys mutica (yellowpond turtle)
Lineage: Eukaryota; Metazoa; Chordata; Testudines; Geoemydidae
Exons: 3
Coding region: 1-1992 (663 amino acids)
Biological process (GO): G protein-coupled receptor signaling pathway
Cellular component (GO): membrane
Molecular function (GO): olfactory receptor activity; G protein-coupled receptor activity
Source: RefSeq, a predicted model, not a curated record
AUGAGAAAAAACACCUCUGUGAUUGAGUUUGUCAUACUGGGCUUCUCUGAUUACCCAGACAUGAAUCCUGGUUUGUUCAUGGUUUUUCUAUGUAUUUACAUCAUCACAGUGCUGGGCAACAUCCUCAUCAUUAUCAUCAUAAGUGUGGAUCCUGUUCUUCACACUCCUAUGUAUUUCUUCCUCAGGACCUUGUCUUUCCUGGAGAUCUGUUACACAUCAGUGACUCUACCCAAGAUACUAGCCAACUUGGUCUCAGAGAGUAAAACCAUGUCCUUUGCCAGUUGUGCUGUACAGAUGUAUUUCCAUCUAUUCUUCGGUGUUACUGAAUGCUUUCUGCUUGCUUGUAUGGCCUAUGACCGCUACAGUGCCAUAUGCAAACCAUUGCACUACACUGCCAUCAUGAAUAAGAGGGUUUGCAUCCAGCUGACAGGUGCCUCAUCUAUCUGUGGCACCUUGGCGGCCAUGGGGCACACAACUUUUGUCUUCACACUUCCUUUUUGUGGAUCCAAUGUAAUCAAUCACUUAUUUUGUGAAAUCCAACCAGUGCUGAAGCUGGUGUGUGGGGACACCUUUUGGAUUGAGAUCCUGAUAAUUUUGGGUGCUGCCUUCAUCCUCAUACUGCCUUUCAUGCUGAUCCUGGUGUCCUACAUCUAUAUCAUCUCCACCAUCCUGAAAAUUAGGUCCACUGAAGGCAGGCGCAGAGCCUUCUCCACCUGCUCCUCACACCUCAUCGUGGUAACAUUGUUCUAUGGGCCGGGCCUUAUCAUGUAUCUGCAUCCCAAGUCCAGUUUCUCCCCAGAUGUGAACAAGUUACUCUCUGUGUUCUACUCAGUGGUGACUCCGAUCUUGAACCCCAUUAUCUACAGCUUCAGGAAUAAGGAGAUGAAAAGUGCUUUGAGAAAAAUAAGGAUGAAGAUAUGUGACACAAAAGUUAAGGCUGUAGAAAAUAACGGAGCAGUUAGGUCACUGAUUCUGAGAGAUCUGAAUCGCUUGGUUAACUGUGAACAAGCAUACUAUUGGCUUUUUAAUCCAGCUACAUUGUUGAUCAAGGAAAAAAUGGGAAAUAAGACCUCCGUGACUGAGUUUGUCAUACUUGGCUUCUCUAACCACACAGACGGGAAUAUCAUUCUGUUUGUGGUGUUUCUAUGCAUAUACAUCUUCACAAUGCUGGGCAACAUCCUCAUAAUCAUUGCCAUAAGUGUCGAUCCAGCCCUUCACACCCCCAUGUAUUUCUUUCUCAGGAACUUGUCCUUCCUGGAGAUCUGCUACACCUCAGUCACUCUGCCCAAGAUGCUGACCAACCUCCUCUCAGAAGACAAAACCAUCUCCUUUGCUGGUUGUGCUGUACAAAUGUAUUUCUUUCUAUUCUUUGGUGGAACAGAGUGCUUCCUCCUAGCUGCUAUGGCCUAUGACCGCUACUGUGCCAUAUGCAACCCACUGCGCUACACCGCCAUCAUGAAUAAGAGGGUUUGCAUCCAGCUCUCUAGUGGCGCAUGGAUCUGUGGCAUGCUGGUGGGCCUGGAGCACACAAUCUUUAUUUUCACACUUCCUUUUUGUGGACCCAAUGUUAUCAACCACUUCUUGUGUGAGAUCCAGCCACUGCUGAAGCUGGUGUGCGGGGACACCUACUGGAAUGAGAUCCAGAUCAUCGUGGGUGCUGCUAUCAUCCUCAUUCUGCCAUUGUUGCUGAUCCUGGUCUCCUACACCUUUGUCAUCUCCGCCAUCCUGCAAAUUAGCUCUGCCGAAGGCAGGUGCAAAAUAUUUUCCACCUGCUCCUCACACCUCAUUGUGGUGACCUUGUUCUAUGGGAUGGCCCUUAUCAUGUAUGUGCGCCCCAAGUCCAGCUUUUCUCCAGAUGUGAACAAGUUACUCUCUCUGUUCUACUCAGUGGUGACUCCGAUCUUGAACCCCAUUAUCUACAGCCUCAGGAACAAGGAGGUGAAAGAUGCCUUGAGGAAAACAGGGAUGAAGAUGUUCCAUCCACAAAAAUAG